AUGGCACAAAAUCUUCGCUCCCGCCAUGCCACCCGACUAGCCGCUUCGGCCCAAAAUGGUCCUCGCUCUAAACUCGCUGGUCCCGAUGAGAAUGCGAACCGAUUUGCUGGAAACAACGGUGGGAAAUCUGUACUAGGAGCACAAAACACCGGCGCUCAACGCCGAGUCGCUCUCAACGACCUUUCAAACAACGCAAAGAAAGUCAACACAGGAAAGGCAGCUGCCGUGGGAAAAGUUGCAAUUUCCGUUCAGCCCGCUCCUCAGCGAGUUCCAUUGCAACAGAAGGGCUCUCGUCAAGUCGGUGUCCCCGCCAAUACCAGUGCCCCUGUCCUUGCCCAGCGUACUACCCGUUCCGCAUCCCACAACGAGAAUGAGCGCCCAGCCAUCGCUCCCCUCCCGAAACGCGGGCCGCUUCGGAAGGCUCAGACCGAGGUUGUUGCGCCAGCGCCAGUCGACUAUGAGAUGGACAUUGAACAACCGAUUACUGUUGAGACUGAAAUUGAAGUCACUCCUAUUGAAAGUGUUCCCUCGCCUGUUGCUGAGGAAGCGUAUGAUGAAGAGGAUUCCAUGGAGGCCGAUGAAUAUGACCCCGAAGACUGGUUGUAUCUUAGCCCUGAAAAGUUGGCUCGCUCUGAAGCCCAAGUUAACACUGUUCGCGACACGUUCAAGGAUGAAGUUGAUGAAUGGGAUACCACCAUGGUUUCCGAAUACGCUGACGAAAUAUUUGCGUAUAUGGAAUCUAUGGAGGCACAAUGCAUGCCAAACCCCGACUACAUCUCCGGCCAAACGGAAAUCGAAUGGUCGAUGCGCACUACUCUGGUCGACUGGUUGAUGCAAGUUCACAUGCGUUAUCACAUGUUGCCUGAGACUCUCUGGAUUGCGAUCAACGUUGUCGAUCGUUUCUUAUCUAAGCGAGUGGUUUCUCUCGUCAAGCUUCAACUCGUUGGUGUCACCGCAAUGUUCAUUGCUGCCAAAUACGAGGAAAUUCUUGCUCCUUCCGUCGACGAGUUUGUCUUCAUGACUGAGCGCGGCUAUGAGCGCGAUGAGAUUCUCAAGGGCGAACGGAUCAUCCUGUCUACUCUCGACUUUAACAUCUCCAGUUACUGCUCACCCUACUCCUGGUGCCGUCGUAUUAGCAAGGCCGACGAUUAUGAUAUUCAAACGCGUACCUUGAGCAAGUUCUUAAUGGAAAUGACUCUCUUGGAUCAUCGCUUCUUGCGUGCCAGACCCAGCCUGAUCGCUGCCAUCGGCAUGUACUCUGCACGCAAGAUGCUCGGAGGCGACUGGAGCGAGGCCUUUGUAUUCUAUUCUGGUUUCGCUGAAGACCAACUUCGCGCCGGGCAUGAGCUCAUCCUUGAACGUCUCACCGACCCUGCUUUUGAAUCCCUCUAUGUCUGCCGCAAGUACGCAAACAAAAAGUUCCUUAAGGCCAGCGUUUAUGCGCGCGAUUGGGCGAAAGCCAACUAUCAACCGGAAUCUGAACCCGAAAUAGCCUCUGCUUGA
Molecule: messenger RNA, 1503 nt
Organism: Rhizoctonia solani
Lineage: Eukaryota; Fungi; Basidiomycota; Agaricomycetes; Cantharellales; Ceratobasidiaceae
Product: Cyclin, N-terminal domain
Exons: 5
Coding region: 1-1503 (500 amino acids)
Biological process (GO): G2/M transition of mitotic cell cycle; regulation of cyclin-dependent protein serine/threonine kinase activity
Cellular component (GO): centrosome; cyclin-dependent protein kinase holoenzyme complex; nucleus
Molecular function (GO): cyclin-dependent protein serine/threonine kinase regulator activity
Source: RefSeq, a predicted model, not a curated record